AUGGCCGAUGGACAAGCACAGCAACAGGGAGAUUCGGUCCCCUCGCUUCGACGGAUACGCCGGGCCUGCGAUGGUUGUCGCGCUCGUAGAGUCAAAUGCAAUGGCGACACCAAUCGCUGUCAGCAAUGCAGUCAUUUAGGCUUGCGGUGCGUCUACUCGGCACAAAGGUCAAAGAGCUCGCGCAGCGGGGUCACUCGAGGCUCUGUGAUAGCGCAGCUCAAAGGAAAUCCCACGUCGCUUACAGUGGGCAAUGCCCCGCGGAGUAGCCCUGGAGCGACACUGAACCACCAUUCGGUUAGUGGCAACAGCCCAGCCAGUGUAACACCGCAAUUGAGUGGCGGUAAUGGUGGUAGUGAUGGGACACUGCCGGCUUCAUUCUCGAGAGACUUCUUCAGAGGGCUCAUUGGCGACUAUACUCUUUACGUCUACGAAGUGAACCCCAUCAUAUCGCCGCCAGAGAUGCUAGAGUCUAUUGACCGCAUGGAUCAGGCCGAGAACCCAGUCGAUUAUGCUCUCGUACACGCAUAUGCCGCUGUGACAGUCAACCUCACAACGCCAGAUUGGCAGGCUGACCAUGACAAGUCACACCUGAUACACCAGCUUCUGGGGAUUGCCAUGACCGCGCGCAGUGCUGUCAUGACACAAGCAAUGAGCGUCGUCUCAUCAAGCUUGCACCCAUAUCUAUCGGCACAUCUUAUCAUGACGGCAAUAUUCAUUGAGAUUUGUCUCAUGGCUGUUGAUAAGUUUGCCGAGGCUUUCCUGAUCUUGCGAGAAGCAAUAGGCAUGAUACAACUUCUCGGAGUUGACCGUCUGGUCACCAGCUCCGAACUCUGCACAGUGAAUGCCGAGCAUGGCACAAAGCACAAAAGCACACUGAGCCUCUCUGAAAAGACUAGACGUAUUCGGCUAUAUUGGGAAGCUUUCAUACACGAACGCUUCUUGACCAUCAUGGCUGAUUACCCACCCGCUUUACCGCCACUUCCACCCGACGUGUCCUUGCCACGAGAGGAUGCCUCGAUUCCAAUCAACAUUCACGUGGGAUGGCAGUAUCUAAUCAAGCUAUUCAGCGUUUUGGAUGACGAUUUUGUCCGACAUUGGCGUAGUUCCAACAAGCACACUCCUGAACCAGUGACAGCUGCUUGGAUUGAGGCCAAGAUGCAUUACUUGAAUGGUCUGUACGAUAUUGAUCUAGAACUACAAUGUGACGCCUAUCGACAAGAGAAUGUAGCAGGGAUUGAGACAGCAUCACACACGCAUACUGACCCAUCACCACCUGGCGUUACUUGUUUGUCAACUCUGCAAAAGGCAGACAUCAUCAUAACAAGACAAUGGCUCCUCAUGCUUCUUUGGCAGCUCGCGAUAUCGAAUUUUCUCCUGUCCUCGGAAUCGGCAUCGCUCGAGGCAAACGCAAUGUCACUGCAAUUUCCAGUUAUGCUCUCGCAACAAUUGCGACAAGUCGUCGUGUUCCUUGGGAGGCCGAGCAUCGAGAGACAUGGCUCGGGGAUUCUCAGAAAACUGUUUGAAAUUACAAAUUCACUCGCCGAUGUCAUUAUCCAUGUUCCCCCCCUCGAUAGUGAGCAGGCUGCACAGCGCAUGGACGAUUUUAAUUUCUUGUCAGAGUUCCUACAUAAUUCUGUUAGUCUGAGGGAAGUACAGUUGGGCAUUCUUGCUGAGAAAAGCAUAGCACUCAAGGCUCGUUCUCGCUAA
Messenger RNA from Pestalotiopsis fici W106-1, 1707 nucleotides. RefSeq lists its product as uncharacterized. Bases 1 to 1707 code for a protein of 568 amino acids. The record is from RefSeq and is a predicted model, not a curated record. NCBI's taxonomy places the organism in Eukaryota, Fungi, Ascomycota, Sordariomycetes, Amphisphaeriales, Sporocadaceae. Gene Ontology annotation, biological process: regulation of DNA-templated transcription; DNA-templated transcription. Gene Ontology annotation, molecular function: zinc ion binding; DNA-binding transcription factor activity, RNA polymerase II-specific; DNA binding. The transcript has a single exon.